UAUCAAGGCACAUUUGUCGAGAAAUUGUUUUUUUGUGCAUCCUUGAAUAGGUUCCGACUCGAUCUCGACCUAUGCACCACGAAUGGACUUACCUGUUUUGACACCUCAAUUUGGCCACAAAAUGUCUUAUCGAAUCCCUCAAAAACCCGGAGCUUGCACUUAUCGACCGUAACAACGUCAGCUACUGGGCGUCGCGGACCAUCUCUGUUUUAUCAGCAAUUCUAUAAUUCUCAAAGCAAGCUUGUAAUGAAAUCUGCAAAAUUAUGUCUUUUCUUAAGAUUUGUAGGAGGCUCCAAAUCUCUGGAGCACCUCCCGCGAUCUUCUUCUCCCAAAUUUUGAGCUCUGUAGGCAGUCAACCCCGAAUUUCAUCUUUUUGUCGGUCUCUUUUGCCAUACAACCUCACUGAAGCAUUUCGUCGAACAUCUAUCUCCAACUGUAAACUGUUCCGUCAUUUCUCCACCCUUCAACACUCAGACAGCCAAAAUAUUUUCCAAACAAUCGACUUCGAUGAAUUGGUAAAUGAAAUUGAUGAAGAUAUCCCACUGGGUCUACCUGAAUUCCUUGAAACUGUCCGCAAAGCCAAGAACUUUGCAUGUGCAAAUGAAGCAAUGUCCUUUUUAGAUAAUUCUGGUGUGAAGCCGAGUAAAGAUUUGAUCUUUUCAGCUAUUUGGGCUUUAAGAGAAGAGUGGAAGCUGGCAUUUUUAGUGUUCAAGUGGGGUGAUAACUGGAAAUGUGUUGUGGAAAAGACUCGGUGUUUGAUGAUAUGGCUGCUGGGUAACCAUCAAAAGUUCAAUACUGCUUGGACACUGAUUCAUGACCUUUAUAAGGCUUCAAUGGACCCUCAACAAGCAAUGUUCAUCAUGAUUGACAGAUAUGCAGCAGCAAAUAAUCCAAGCAAGGCUAUUGAAACAUUCAAAAUAUUUCAGAAGUUUAAAUUUUCUCCUGAUCAGAGAACAUUCUUCUCAUUCUUGGAUAUUCUUAAUAAACAUGGAAACAUUGAAGAAGCUGAAGAAUUCAUGUUUCUCAAUAAGAAAUUCUUCCCGUUGGAAAUUGAUAGCUUUAACAUAAUUCUCAAUGGGUGGUGUAAUAUAGCUAAUGAUAUAUAUGAAGCCAAGAGGGUUUGGCGGGAAAUGUCCAGAUGUUGUAUCUUGCCUGACGGGACUUCUUAUACACACAUGAUUUCCUGCUUCUCAAGAGCAGGUAAUCUAUUUGACUCACUUAGAUUGUACGAUGAAAUGAAGAAAAAGGGCUGGAUCCCUGGCAUGAAAGUGUGUAAUUCUUUGAUUUAUGUACUGACUCAUGAGAAUUGCCUGAAUGAAGCUCUUAGAGUUGUAGAUCAUAUGAAAGAAUCUGGUAUGCAACCUGAUUCUACAACAUACAACUCUAUGAUUCUUCCUCUUUGCAAAUCAGCAAAGUUUCUGGACGCAAGAACUAUAUUAGCUAGGAUGAUACAGGAUGAUGUCAACACAACUAGUGAUACGUACCAUGCAUUUCUUGAGGGUGCUAAUUUAGAAGGAACUUAUGAAGUUUUUAAUCUUAUGAAAAAAGCCGGUCUUGGUCCCAGCAGGCAUACAUUUCUUCUUACACUCGGCAAGUUUCUUAAAAUCGGGCAACCAGAAAAUGCAUUGAAGAUAUGGUCGAACAUUAAACAGUACAAGAUAGUGCCGGAUUCUGAACAUUACUGUGUGUUAGUGGAAGGGCUAGUGAAAUGUAAGUUGUUUGUGGAGGCUACAGAACUGUAUGCUGAGAUGAGAUCUAAUAGACUAGCGGAUGACCCAAAGUUGAAGAAGCUCUUAAGCGAACCUCUUCAAGAUGGUAUUCAUGCACUGGAGGGACAAGGGCAGACAACAGUUGUCAGACGUAUUCAUAAAGGUAAAGGACUACAAUAUGGGAAAGGCAGUGGAAACCGAACUAGAAGACCUGGUAAGCAAUCAGAAAAGGAGGGAUCUAAUGGGACUUAGAAUUUAACGUUGCUGCAAAUUCGUUUCAGUAAUAUCUAAAGGACAUCCUGAUAUCAGGACCAAAUUGUGCAGAGGCCAGGUGCUGCUAAAUCUUAUAUUCACUGCUAAACCUAAUUCCUUGCUUUCAGUAAACAAGUAUCUCUACUUGCUAUAGGAAGGGAAGUUUCCGCCAGUCCAUUUCCAUAGAGAAUGCUUGUCGAGUUUGAAAUGUAAUUUUGGAAGAAUAUAAGUCCUCUUUUAUGGCAACUUACUAUAGAACUGUUCGCAAUUCUUAUAGUACAAUCAAUAUAAUUUGUUUGGACCAUAAAGACCAACGUUAAGGAGAAUUAAGCUUAUAUGAUUGGAUGGAUUAUGCAGUUAGUUCUAAUAUCAAGGAAGGCCUAUCGAAGCAAGAACAUUGGGUAACACCCAUUUUAACACA
Olea europaea var. sylvestris is the source of this 2382-nucleotide messenger RNA. RefSeq names its product pentatricopeptide repeat-containing protein At1g80880, mitochondrial. NCBI's taxonomy places the organism in Eukaryota, Viridiplantae, Streptophyta, Magnoliopsida, Lamiales, Oleaceae. Gene Ontology annotation, molecular function: protein binding. The record is from RefSeq and is a predicted model, not a curated record. Bases 264 to 1961 code for a protein of 565 amino acids. The transcript is spliced from 2 exons.